Messenger RNA from Knipowitschia caucasica, 2286 nucleotides. Lineage: Eukaryota; Metazoa; Chordata; Actinopteri; Gobiiformes; Gobiidae. The record is from the annotation of a GenBank genome assembly.
AUGGGAGGGUUUGCCCAUGUGUACCUUUACCAGCAUGUUGUAUCAAAUGAAAAACUAGCAGUCAAAAUGUGCCGCCUAGACUUAACGCCGAGGAAUAAAGACAGAUGGAAAAGGGAAAUUCUAAUCAUGAAAAAGUUAAAUCAUAUAAACGUGGUGACGGGUCGGGACGUCCCUGAAGAAAUCACCCACAUAGCCUUAAAUGAUCUUCCACUGCUGGCCAUGGAGUACUGCUCGAGAGGAGACCUGCGAAAGGUUCUGAGCAAACCUGAAAACUGCUGCGGUUUGAAAGAAAGUGAAGUGCUUUCAUUACUCAGCGAUGUUGGGUCCGGUAUCCAGUAUCUCCACGAAAACAAGAUUAUACACAGAGACCUGAAGCCUGAAAACAUUGUGCUACAGGAUAUAAACGGGAAGCUGGUUCAUAAAAUCAUUGACCUGGGCUACGCCAAGGACCUGGACCAGGGAAGUCUCUGCACGUCUUUUGUCGGAACUCUGCAGUAUCUGGCUCCAGAACUUUUUGAGAACAAGCCGUACACUGUCACUGUGGACUAUUGGAGUUUUGGUACAAUGAUUUUUGAGUGUAGCUGCGGCUUUCGUCCUUUUUUUCACAAUCUUCAACCGGUGCAAUGGGUGAGCAAGGUGCGAAAUAAAGGUCCUAAGGAUAUUAUGGCUGUGGAGGAACCAACUGGGGAGGUCAAAUUCUCCAAACACAUGCCAAACCCCAAUAAUCUCAGCAGACCGCUUUUGGAGCCGAUGGAGGAGUUGCUUCAGCUCAUGUUAAAGUGGGAUCCCGUUCAUCGAGGAGGAAAAGUCAACACUGAAAAUAAGAAGCCGCCGUGUUUUGAUUUUCUCGAGCAGAUUCUUAGUAUGAAGGUGGUCCACAUUCUCAACAUGGUCACGGCGCAGGUCCAUUCGUUUCAGCUGAGUCCAGACGAGACGCUGUACAGUCUCCAGAAACGCAUCGAGGCCGAAACCAAGAUCGAAGUGGUGAACCAAGAGCUGCUUCAGGAGACCGGAGUGUCCCUGGACCCUCGCAAACCGGCCGCACAGUGCGUUCUGGACGGAGUGAGGGGCUGGGACAGCUACAUCGUCUACUUGUUUGACAGAAGUAUGAGCAAGUACACCGGCCCCCUCAGUUCCAGACAGCUGCCUGAGAAAGUCAACACAAUCGUUCAAGAACCCAAAACCCAAGUGUCAUUAGUGGUGCUGAAGAAGAUUUGGGGACAGGCAGUGAGUUACAUCUGCGGGCUGAAGGAGGAUUACAGCCGACUGUUCCAGGGACAGAGGGCUGCCAUGUUGAGUCUUUUAAGAUACAACACCAACCUGACCAGAUGUAAAAACAGCAUGUUUGGCUUUUCUCAACAACUCAAAGCCAAACUGGACUUUUUUAGAAGCAGUAUUCAGUACGAUCUGGAGAAGUACAGUGAUCAGAUGCACUAUGGCAUAUCCUCUGAAAAGAUGCUUAAGGCCUGGCAGGAGAAUGAAGAAAGAGCAGCUGCUUUUGCCCAGGUGGCAGAAGUGGGCCAUUUAGAUGACGAGAUUAUGGCUCUUCACUCUGAAAUAGUGGAACUACAGAGAAGCCCCUAUGCCCGUCGCCAAGGAGACAAGAUCGAGCAGUUAGAAGAAAAGGCGAUUGAGCUUUACAAACAACUGAAGAUGAAAUGCAAAAUCCCGGAGUCUGAUGUGAGCUCUGACAGCUCUGAGAUGGUCAAGGCCAUCAUUCAGACCGUUCAAAACCAGGACAAGGUCCUCAAAGACCUGUACACACACCUCAGUAAAAUCCUAAUCAGCAAACAGAAGAUCAUCGACUUAUUUCCACGGAUUGAGAAAACGUUAGAAAACAUUAAAGAUGCUGAUAACACAGUUAUGCAGAUGCAAAUCAAAAGACAACGAGAGUUCUGGCAUUUGUUGAAGAUAGCAUGUGCUCAGAACUUGUCCAGAAACUCCAUCGCCGUGAGUCCAGAGUCCAACCUGCUGCAAGUGUCUCAGUGGUCACCGUCGCAGCCACAGUCUCCAUCACAGUCCCAGUCUCAGUCCCAGUCUCAGGCCCAGUCUCAGGCCCAGCCGGUCAGCUCCCCACACCCCCUCACCUCUCUGCCCGGCCCGAACGACAGAGACGCGGCCCCACGCCUGCUCCAGGAGAACCAGAAGUACCUCAGUCAGCUGACCAGCCUCAUGCAGGAAGCUGCUGACGACCAGGCCAAGAGUAUAGUGUUUAGCCGCUUCUCCGUCCCCACUCGAGCCGUGUGCGUCCUGGAAUUUGAUAAGAAUCGUUCCGAGCCUCGCUGA